Molecule: messenger RNA, 9981 nt
Organism: Pseudopodoces humilis (Tibetan ground-tit)
Lineage: Eukaryota; Metazoa; Chordata; Aves; Passeriformes; Paridae
Source: RefSeq, a predicted model, not a curated record
CCCUCCGGCCGCCCCCCGCGCCCCCCGGGCCAGGUGAGGCUGCGGUGCCGUCCCUCUCGGAUGUAGGCAGGCGAGACCCCGGAUGGAUUUCGGGAGCGUCAUGAACCAGGCUGUGACCCCCUGCUCCCCCACUGUCAACUAUGAGCUGACAUCCCUGGGGGAGAGCAUCACCAAGCAGGUAGAAGUCCUGGGGCUGGCGGCAGAGACACAGCGCGGCUGCGGUCGGGAAGAGGGGAGCAGGGCAGAGCCCGGGGAGCGGGGCAGAGCUCGAGGGCUCCUGCCAGGGCUGGGGAGACACUGGAGGGCCCUGGCUGUGGGCACCCGCUCCCCCGGGUCUGGAGGGUGCCGGGAGUGGACCCGCCAUGGCGUGGAAGUGGAUUAGCAAGGGGCUCACUGCUAUCCAGGAUGCCACAAAAUCCCCCAGGAGUGGGCAGUCACGCUGCAAAACAUCCAGGAGCAUGAGCCUGACUGCAGCCAUGGAGAGCAGCUGUGAGCUGGACCUGGUGUACAUCACGGAGCGGAUCAUCGCUGUCUCCUACCCCAGCGUGGCCGAGGAGCAGAGUUACUCCAGCAACCUCCGUGAAGUGGCCCACAUGCUCAAGUCCAAGCACGGGAACAACUAUGUGCUUUUCAACCUCUCUGAGCGGAGACGUGAUGUCAACAAACUUCACCCCAAGGUGCUGGAUUUUGGAUGGCCUGACAUGCACACCCCUGCGCUGGAGAAGAUCUGCAGCAUCUGCAAAGCCAUGGACACAUGGCUCAACGCAGCGGCACACAACGUGGUGGUGCUGCACAACAAGGGGAACCGUGGCCGGCUGGGGGUGGUAGUGGCUGCCUACAUGCACUACAGCAACAUCUCUGCCAGUGCUGACCAGGCUCUGGACAGGUUUGCCAUGAAGCGCUUCUAUGAGGACAAGGUGGUUCCAGUGGGACAGCCAUCCCAGAAGAGGUACAUCCAUUACUUCAGUGGGCUCCUCUCUGGCAGCAUCAAGAUGAACAACAAGCCCCUCUUCCUCCACCACGUCAUCAUGCACGGCAUCCCCAACUUUGAGUCAAAAGGCGGUUGUCGGCCCUUCCUGAAAAUCUACCAGGCCAUGCAGCCCGUCUACACCUCGGGGAUCUACAAUGUGCAAGGAGACAGCCAGACGGGCAUCUGCAUCACCAUUGAGCCUGGCUUGCUGCUCAAGGGCGAUAUCUUGCUGAAGUGCUACCACAAGAAGUUUCGCAGCCCUACCCGUGACGUGAUUUUCCGUGUGCAGUUCCACACGUGUGCUGUGCAUGAUCUUGAUGUCGUCUUUGGCAAGGAGGACCUGGAUGAGGCCUUCAGAGAUGACCGCUUCCCUGAGUAUGGGAAGGUAGAGUUUGUGUUCUCCUAUGGCCCUGAGAAGAUCCAAGGCAUGGAGCACCUGGAGAAUGGGCCCAGUGUUUCUGUGGACUACAACACGUCCGACCCACUCAUCCGGUGGGACUCCUAUGAGAACUUCAACAUCCAGCGUGAGGACAGUGCAGAGGGGGCCUGGGCUGAGCCAUCCCUGCCCAGCAAGCACCUGGAGAAAGAGGUUGGGCACACACAAGGGCCCCUGGAUGGGAGCCUCUACGCUAAAGUGAAGAAGAAAGACUCCCUCCACGGCAGCACCGGUGCCGUCAACGCUGCCCGACUCCCGCUCUCGGCAGCACCCAACCACGUCGAGCACACACUUUCAGUGAGCAGCGACUCGGGCAACUCCACCGCCUCCACCAAGACCGACCGGACCGAUGAGCCGGGGGUGACCGCAGCACCCAGCGGCCAGGCGGUGCUGAGCCCCGAGGAGAAGCAGGAGCUGGAUCGUCUCCUCGUUGGCUUUGGCUUGGAGAGUGCGCCGCCCAUGCACAACCACGUGCCCGGCCCUGUGCCGGCACGCCUGCCCGCCAUGCCGGGCCGCCACGUGGUGCCGGCUCAGGUGCAUGUCAAUGGCAAUGCUGCGGCACUGGUGGCCGAGCGGGAGACGGAUAUCUUGGAUGAUGAGCUGCCCAACCAGGAUGGGCACAGUGUGGGCAGCCUGGGCACGCUCUCCUCCUUGGAUGGCACCACCACUGCCAGUGAGACCGGCUACCAGGAGGCACCCCGGGUGGGCAGCCUGUCCUCCCUGCCCAAUGGCCCCUCGAGCUGCAAUGGGGCUGAGAAGCUGCUGAAGGAGGGGCUGUACGAUGGCGAGCUGCUCUCCAAUGGUGGCUACCCCUACAACAACCAGAACACCCUGAUGGGCCACCACCUCCGUGACACGCUGCCUUCCUUGCGGCCUUCGGCAUCCGCUCAGGAGCACCUGGCAGGCUACCCGCAGCGCCUGCCGGGCUCCCAUGCCCCAGGGUGGCUCCAGCCUCAGCAACUGCCCGGCUCCCAGCCCUACCUGUAUGCCUACGACCACCCCGGAACCUACCGCUCCCGGUCCUUCCCGGCAGUGGACACUGCCAAGUACGACGUGAACCCGGCGCUGCCCCAGGCCCCGGCUCGCAGUACCAGCAGCCGGGAGGCUGUGCAGAGGGGCUUGAAUUCCUGGCAGCAGCAAGGAGGAAGCCGGCCACCUUCCCGGCUGCAGGAGGGUGGCAUGGAGAGCCACAGCCCCAGCAUCUCAAGCUGCAGCCCCCAGCCCAGCCCGCUGCAGACGGUGCCCCCCCACAGCCACAGCAUGCCUGAAUUCCCCCGGGUGCCCUCUCGCCGGGAGAUUGAGCAGUCCAUCGAAGCGCUGGAUGUCCUCAUGCUGGACCUCGCACCUGCCGUCCACAAGUCACAGAGUGUGCCUGCCACCUCCCGUCAGGACAAGCCAGCCGGACCCCUGCCCUCCUCCCUUUCGACCCAGCCCAUUGCUGGUCUCUACGCCCGGCCAACUCCGCAGGUGGCCCAGCCGAGGUCCUUCGGCACGUCCGUGAGCCCCGUGGUCUCUGAGCCCGGGGGCAAAGCCUAUUCUCCUGGAGAGCUGGACUAUGGGGUGCAUGAUUAUCGGGAAACCUAUUCACCCUACAGUUACCAGCUGGCACCGCUGCCAGAGCCCAGGAGCUACAGCCGUGCCCCGGCCGGAGCACAGAUGGGCACUGGCCCACUUGGCAUCUCAUGCUACAGCCCUGUGGGGUCUCAGCAGCAACUCACCUCCUCCCCACCUUCCCCCACCGUCCCAACACAAAACCAGAUGCCCCUGAAGGGACCGGAGAGCUAUGAAGACCUGUCGAGGUCAGCAGAAGAGCCCUUGAAUCUGGAGGGCCUGGUGGCCCACAGGGUGGCAGAGUACAACGCCAAGCUCAGGGAACUCAACAAGAGCACCAAAGUCCCCCGUCCUCCUCUGAACCAGCAACGGUCCUUCUCUGGGGUGCAGUCCCGGGAGAAGCCUCUGGAGGAGAGCGCUGUCCCUGCCCGCAAGCGGACCCCCAGCGACAGCCACUAUGAAAAGAGCUCACCAGAGCCCAGCUCGCCCCGCAGCCCCACCGUCCUCUCACCUGAGGUGGUCAGCACCAUCGCAGCCAACCCUGGAGGGAGGCCCAAAGAGCCUCACCUCCACAGCUACAAGGAAGCCUUCGAGGAGAUGGAGGGUGCCUCCCCCACCAGCCCACCCUCCAGCGGCGUGCGCUCUCCCCCUGGCCUGGCCAAGACCCCGCUCUCAGCACUGGGGCUGAAACCCCACAACCCGGCUGAGAUCCUGCUGCAUCCAGUGGGAGAGCUAGAAGGGGAAGCGGGCGGUGACUCUGAAGAAGAGCCCAGGAGCUAUGUUGAGUCAGUGGCCCGCACGGCCACAACGGGCAGGGGAGGGACACUGCCCGCUGCCCAGCCCGCUGCCCAGCCCGCUGCCCAGCCUGGAGGCCCAGAGGUGCCCACCAGGAAUGGCACUGUCUCCAACUCCUUCAUCGCCCCCAGCCCUGUCUCCACCAGCAGCCCUAUUCACAGCAUGGAUGGGGCCUCCCUCCGCAGCUACCCGUCAGAAGGCAGCCCCCACGGCACGGUGACACCUCCCCAUGCCUCAGCUGAGCCCUUGUACCGGUCCCCUGUUGGCUCGCAGAUGCCCUCUGCUCACAGCAGCUACCAAAACUCGUCUCCAGCUUCCUUUGCAAUGGUCCAAGGAGGAGUCCCGGGCUCGACAUACAGCAGCCCAGACUACCCUGAUGGCCGAGCUGGCCUCCAGCCAGAACCCCAAGCUCCGCCACAGCCACCGGUCAAUGUGGUGGGGGUCCACACCCUGCCAGGGAGCCCUCGCAGCUUGCACCGGACAGUGGCUACAAAUACACCGCCCAGCCCUGGCUUCGGGCGAAGAGCCAUCAACCCCAGCAUGAGCGGUGCUCCCAGCAGCCCUGGGCUGGGCAGGCAUGCUGUGGUGGCCCAUGGCAACCUGGUGGCCCCGCCGGGGAGCCCCAGCCUGUCCAGGCACCAAGCAGCGGCAGCCACAUCCCCUGGCAGCCCCCUCUAUGGCUACUCCAGCCCAGAGGAAAGGCACCUGACACUGUCUCGGCAGAGCAGCUCCUCUGGCUACCAGCCUCCCUCCACGCCGUCCUUCCCUGUCUCCCCAGCGUACUACCCUGGCACGAGCACGCCACACUCCUCCUCCCCGGACUCGGCUGCCUACCGCCAGGGCAGCCCCACGUCGCAGCCUGCUCUGCCUGAGAAGCGGCGGAUGUCGGCUGGGGACCGCUCCAACAGCCUCCCCAACUAUGCCACUGUCAAUGGCAAGGUGUCCUCACCCCUCUCCAGCGGCAUGUCCAGCCCCAGCAGUGGGAGCGCCGUCGCCUUCUCCCACACUCUGCCGGACUUCUCCAAGUUCUCCAUGCCGGACAUCAGUCCCGAGACUCGUGCCAAUGUCAAGUUUGUGCAGGAUACUUCCAAGUACUGGUACAAACCAGACAUCUCCAGGGAGCAGGCCAUUGCCCUGCUGAAGGACAGGGAGCCGGGGGCUUUCAUCAUCCGAGACAGCCACUCCUUCCGGGGAGCCUAUGGCCUCGCCAUGAAAGUUGCUUCUCCGCCUCCCACGGUCGUGCAGCAGAACAAGAAAGGAGACUUGACCAAUGAGCUGGUGAGGCACUUCCUCAUCGAGACGAGCUCACGAGGUGUGAAACUAAAAGGAUGUCCCAACGAGCCUAACUUUGGCUGUCUCUCAGCGCUGGUGUACCAGCACUCCAUCACGCCCUUGGCCCUGCCCUGCAAGCUGGUCAUUCCUGACCGAGAUCCCAUGGAGGAAAAGAAAGACUCCGCGUCAGCCACCAAUUCAGCCACGGACCUCCUCAAACAGGGUGCAGCCUGCAACGUCCUCUUCAUCAAUUCAGUGGAGAUGGAGUCUCUGACAGGCCCCCAGGCCAUCUCGAAGGCUGUUGCUGAGACGCUGGUGGCUGACCCCACGCCCACAGCUACCAUUGUUCACUUCAAAGUCUCUGCACAAGGCAUCACCUUAACAGACAACCAGAGGAAAUUGUUCUUCCGAAGACACUACCCCCUCAAUACAGUCACCUUCUGUGACUUGGACCCCCAGGAACGAAAGUGGACUAAAACUGAUGGCAGUGGCCCAGCCAAGCUUUUCGGCUUUGUGGCCAGGAAGCAAGGGAGCACCACAGACAACAUCUGCCACCUCUUUGCUGAGCUGGACCCAGACCAGCCAGCUGCAGCCAUCGUCAACUUUGUCUCCAGGGUCAUGCUUGGCUCCGGCCAGAAGAGAUGAGCUGGCACGUGCGGGUGAUUCUUGAAUUUUGGAGAAGGACUUGGAGCUGAUCCGAGAAGGAGUGUGAGGAAGUGCAUUGUGGGAGAGGGAAGUGAAUUGGGGGGGAGGGGGGAAAGGGUUGGAAUUUUGGAGGAAAACAGCAAACAACAAAAAAACCACCAACAAAACCCCUAAAAACUCAACACAAGCCAAACACACACGCAGAGGAACAAAACCCACGCACCUACAAAAGAGAGCCACAAAGUCACGCCAGACAGGAUGCAUGUCCCAUUGCAGGGAAGGUGACCAAAGCAAAGGCAGCAGUGAGAGGUGUGUUUCCAGCUUUCAGCAUCAUGGCCUCAAGUAGUGAUACCCAUUUGGGACUGAAUGUGGGACCAUGACUGGUGUUUUCCAUCUGGAAAAAAAAGAGGCAACUGGCAAAACCCAUGGAAGAAGCUUCAUCCCAGCAGCUCCAUCUGCUGUGUGUUUGAACUGACCUGUAGGAGAUAAUGACAUGCGCUGGGUCUGUGGGACACCAGAAGAGAUGCUCUCAGAAACCUUCUCUUGUCCAGCUGCAGAGGAGGGUCCUUACUGGUCCCUGUGCUUCCCCUAAAACCUGCUUAUGACCUGUAACUUGCUGGGGGUGUGAGGAAAUUGGUCCUGAACCUUCCAAUCCCUGGGGAGAUCAGCCAUGGGCUGACCUUUGCUGACCCAGAGCCUAGCACCAGUCACAGGUGAGACCCUGUGAGUCCACCCAGAGAGGGGGGUCAUGCUGUUUCUCUACUUCCCCAGGGGUUCUUGUGCCCCCCAGCCUGUGAGGAGGUGUGGGGGUUCCUCCUGCCCUGCACCUGGGGAAGGUGGAUACUCCCCAGGAACCUGAAGGAUGCAGAAAGUCGCCUCCUCUCCCAUCUUCCCCUUUUCCCUCCUGUCACAAGUCCUCUUUGGCAGUUCUCUCCUGCGGCCUGUCACAUUCUCUUAACACAAAAAAACCAAAACAGAAUGGAAAGGAAUAGUUGUAAUAAUAAUAAUGAUUAUAAUAAUAGCUGAUGCUGGCAUAGGUGGGUUUCCUGUGCAAAGCAGCAGACCCGUGGCUACCCCUAUCUAGCUCUUUGGAGACACGCAAGCGGUUUUUAAAUUGCAUGGACAUUCAAGUUGCACGAAAGGCAAACGACUACAAGUAACUCAGGCGCUUUUUUCUCCUUUUGUUUUGGAGGCCAUGUUAAAAAAAUAAAGAAGGAAGAAAAUUAAAAAGAAAAAAGAAAAAAGGAAGGGACCUGCAGUGGCUGGGCAACUUUGGCUCAGUGGGGAGGUAACAGGUCCUCUGAGAGCCACCCUGGUUGAUGCAUGUGUACCCCCAAAACCAUCUGGUUCAAGGCUUGUGCCCCUGAAAUGCAGCAGAGUUUUGCAGUGAUUUCAGUGGUGUUGGCUUUUCCCUUUGCUUUGGUAGGUGAGGAGGGCAGGUUGGGUGGAGAGAGGGGCAGAGGGCCCCUGUGCCACUGCAGGGGGAGAGAUCAUGGUGGGGGUGCAGCAGGUGGAGGUCCCAGCCCUGUGGUGCUGGCGAGGGGGCAGAGGAUGCUUCGGUCACAUGUGCAGGUUUAGGGCUGGGGGAAUGGUCCAGCUGGAGCUGCGGGGUCAUUGCUGAGCCCUCUUCCCCCCAAGAGCUUUUUUGGGCAAAGUUUUCAGUGCAAAGUGGCCCAGAUAGUCUUUUGGGGACAAAAAUUAGAAACAUAGCACUGCUGUCCCCUGGAGAUCUUGUCUCCUGUGGACCACCCUUGCCUUGAUAGCUAUAAUAUAUAUACAAGCUAUACUGACAAAAUACUGUAAGCUAAUGAAAUUUUAAGGAGGAAAAAAAAAGGUUAGAUUUACACUCAAAAAAAUAUUUAUUUUUGCCAUAUUGCUUUCCGCGCAUCAUAUCUCCCCCACUAUAUUCCCCCCUUCCCCUGCCCUGGGGAAACACCUGCAUGUUAAACGAAAAUCCAGAGCAAGGCAGAAUAGAGAUGGGGGAAGAGGCGGGGGCCCGUGUGUCGGGGUGGCUGCGUGUGAGCGGUGCGUGCGUGCGGUGUGCGUGUGUGUGUGCGUGGGGUGUGACGGCGUGGGCGGCCGGACAGGCCUGCCGGGGCAGAGGCUCUACUGAUGUACUGAAGUGUGAAAGGAUGGGUAGCGAGGAGCUGGUUGUGAGGUGGUGGUGGGACAGGAGGUUCUGGGUGGGGCUUUCCCCCUCCCCGGCUUCCUGGCCGCACAGAUGCAGAGAUCUUUUAAUUUUUGAUAUUUCCAAAAAGUGAUUCCCUCCUUCUGCGAAAUUCAAGCGAGACAAGAGAUGAUCUCACCCGUAAUCUCCUCACCCUGCCAUUCACCCAUCAGAGAAAACACUGUGUUUAUAGAUAUAUAAAAAUAUAUUUUUGAAAGCCUCUAUUUUUCAGACUUGGUUUUCUCACUGCUAAGAAAAGAGAUGAUAAUAAUGUAAUUUUAUUUUAAUCUGCUGCCUUGGAAACUGGUGCUUGGAACUCCUAUUUCUCUUUUUCUCCCCAUACAAACAAAGCAGAUCUAAACACCCCAGAGAUGUUGCAUAGAAGCCGACCCCAGCAGAUACCUGCCAAUAGCAUCACGCCUGCUUCAGGCCCUGAGCCUCUCCCGGCUUCCCCACUAACACACUAGCUGAAAAUUUAGUCUGUAUCCAAAUCUCAAACACUAACAAAAUCAUCUGAUGAUUGUAUUAUUUUUUUAACACACAGCUAAUCACCUUCCAAUGAUGUAGCCGGGUGUUUUAUCAGCUUCCUUUAAAGGCACUUUUUUUCCCUUUAGCUCCUUCUUUAAAGAAGGUUUUAAGGUAUAACAACCCUUUCUGUCCCUGGGAGAGACCAUCAGCAGCAUUUAGGAUUGCCCAGGUCCUGGGGCUGUCGAGGACCUAGUGUUGAUAUUUUUUUCCUUAUGAAAGGGACAGAAAAUACUCUUUAUUUUUUUUUUUUUUUUUAUGUGCAGUCAUGCUAUUUGAGAUUCAAUCUCUCACGAGUUAAGCCCAGCAUAUGUUUUGUUGUAAUCACACUGCCGUUGUCAGCAGCCGGAUGGUAUCUCUCUCUCGCUCACACAGACACACACACACACACACACACAAACACAUCCCUCCUUCCUGCACAAAGAACUGCAUAUAUUCUUGCCAAAGAUACCCUUAAAAACGCACUUUUCCCCACAUAUAUAUAGAUAGAUAGAUAUAUAUUUUUUUUUUUUUUUGUGUGUGUGUGUAAAUUUAUUGUACGUGCCCUUUUUGUGUCAGUUUGUUCUUCGGAGAAGCCUGUCCUGCCUUUGCUGUCAAUAUUGCUGUCAAUUGGGAAAUGCUCCCUGGGGAAGUAAUUUGCUGUCUGUCCUGCUCAGUGGCACCUGCAAUGCACAAAAUAUGGGAUUCCCAUUCAAUGGGGCUGCCUCUGGCUCUGCCCCUGGGAGCUGUUUUGGGAGAUACCCAUGUCAUCAACUGCUGAUGGGAUGCAUAGUGUUCACCAGUCCCAUGUCACUGGUGAAGACAGCAGGGCUCAUGGUUUUGAGCAGAGUUUGGAGUUGCUCUGAGUGCAACAUUUGCUGUCUGCCUCCUGGUCAAAUUACACAUGGAAAACAAACCAGGUAGGGAGAAAAACCCAACCCAGCCUCUGGGCAUUGAUUUUUCAGUGAAUUCAACCGCCCGAACCAAAGUGCAAAGUAAAUCCCCACCCAGCAGGUCGGGCAGGUAAAGAAACCAGUUGCCCCAAAAACCCCAGACGACAGCAUCAACAAAAGGCAACCCUUCCCGUUGGAGCAGGCAGGAUGAUCAGACAGCAAAGGAGCCCGCAGGGGCUUGUUUCAUUUUGUUCGUUUGUUUUGCAAAUUUCGAGGUUGGUUUGGGGUUACUAAUUUUUUUUUUUUCUUUUCCUUAAAAAGGAAAAAAAAAAAAGAAAGAAAAAAGGAAGCAAUAUGACGUUUCUGUUGGCGGAUCCUGUGCCGCCGUGUUAUGCGUGGGGUUUUUUUUUUUGUUGUUGUUGUUGUUGUCUUUGUUACUUUGGGAAUGUUACAGAUUUAUUUGCUAAUCAGUGUUAACAAACAGUUUCAAACUUUUAGACUCGCCCAUUUCUGUGUAUUUAUAUAGAUGGAAAAAAAAAUACAUUAUAUUUUGUAUCUUUAUGCCCAUAAUGUUGUCGUGCGUGUAAGGAUGACUUCGGUCGCACCAUGUCCGUGUGUGAAUGUCACUCCGCUGUUGUCUUCCCAUUGUACAGAUGUUGGAUUCUUUGCAGUUCAUUGUAUGGCUUUAUAAAGUGGUAAAAACAACAAAAAAAGGAACCAGUUAUAUAAAAUAUACUGUUGCUUGGAA